AUGCGCAAGUCGUGGUUUUUCGUUGCAAGCAGCAACGAAGCUCCUGAAUACCAAAAACUUGCCGUCAAUGAGAAACUCGCAGGGGACAGGUCCGACUACAAAUGGAAGCCCCGAUUUCAGGCAAUGACUGCCGUCUACGUUAUCACUACGCUUUGCCUUGUUGCAGUCUACUUUCUUGACGCAAAGAAUAAGAUUGGAGUUGAAUGGGCUUUACCGUCAGAUGUCGUCUUUGGUCACAACCAGUCCUACAGCGAUAUAUUCCCAGGCUCUGCAUCGUCGAAUCUAAAAAAUGCAACGCUCUGGGACGCUUUACAGCCACCUAACGUUGAAUUGAGUGCAGGUGGUGGAGGGCUUAUUGCAGUGUCUGAUCCCAGAAAGCUUGGCCUUGUCGGCGGACUUCCUCUGGGGAAGGAGGCGAAGGAGGAGAGGCUGCGUGAAGGAUAUGGCAUCUCCAUGUUCCAUCAAAUUCAUUGCCUUGUGACAAUCAGGACUGCUAUUCGAACUCGCACGUUUAAUGACCAGCAUCUCGACCACUGCCUCGACUACCUUCGACAAGCCAUCAUGUGCACAGGAGAUACAACUCUUGAAAAGGUCAUUAUAGACGACGAUGGGAAAUUCAAGGCCGAGAUCGAUGGAUGGGGCACUGUACACGAGUGCAGAAGUUGGCACAUGCUCUUUGAGUUUGCUGAGAGGCAGCGCGCGUAA
Cordyceps militaris CM01 is the source of this 705-nucleotide messenger RNA. RefSeq lists its product as uncharacterized. The coding region runs from base 1 to 705 and encodes 234 amino acids. Gene Ontology annotation, biological process: mycotoxin biosynthetic process. Lineage: Eukaryota; Fungi; Ascomycota; Sordariomycetes; Hypocreales; Cordycipitaceae. The record is from RefSeq and is a predicted model, not a curated record. The transcript has 4 exons.